This is a messenger RNA of Puccinia graminis f. sp. tritici CRL 75-36-700-3, 384 nucleotides long. RefSeq lists its product as uncharacterized. NCBI's taxonomy places the organism in Eukaryota, Fungi, Basidiomycota, Pucciniomycetes, Pucciniales, Pucciniaceae. Bases 1 to 384 code for a protein of 127 amino acids. The transcript has a single exon. The record is from RefSeq and is a predicted model, not a curated record.
AUGUCUGAAAGUCAAAGCCACAUCAACCCGCUCCUUCUUUUGGCUGCGACAACUGAGGAUACUGCUCACGUGAACCCCCUCACUGGUACAUCUCAAGACAAAGUCAUUCCACUUCAUGAAACUGUGUCUACAGCAGCUCCGUCAACUACUCCGUCUGCCAGUCUUCAUUCCCUUGCGCCGCCUCCCAAGUUAUCUUAUAGGACCCGGGCGCAACUAGAUGACACGGUUCAAAAGUGGGCGUUGGAACAUGGCUAUGCUCUCAAGAAGACAAACACUACAGCUCAGAAGGGGGAGGAUCGGGCGACUUAUAAAUGCGACCAAUCUGGCGAUGUGGUGGUCCAGGCUGUUGUGCGCAACAAAACUGCCAAAACCCCUACCUUAUAA